AUGGUGAAGCCGGAGGGGAAGAAGACCAAGGGGAAGCAGGUCAUAGAGAUCCGCUACAUCGAGAACAGGGACCGCCGGCAGGUCACCUUCUCCAAGCGCAAGGCCGGGUUGCUCAAGAAGGUGUCCGAGCUCAUCCUGCUCUGCGGCGCGCACGCCGCCAUCACCAUCUUCUCCAAGAAGCAGGAGCUGCCCGAGCAGGGCGACAACGAGGCGGGCAAGGCCAAGGCCGCCGGCGGCGGGAACGUGUUCGCGAUGGGCACGCCCUCCGUCGAUCACGUCGUCCGCCGCUUCGCCCCCCUCCCCGGCGACGCAGGGUACCUCCCCGCGCUGGAUGAAGCGGGCGCCGCCGAGGCCGAGCGCGCGGCGGUGGAGGCGACGGUGCGGCAGACGGAGGAGACCAAGGGGCGCGUGGCCGCGGAGGAGGCGCGGAUGAGCUCCAUCGGGGCCAAGGUGCUCACGGCCGUCCCGGCGGGCCCGGAGCGUUUCUGGUGGGAGGCCGACGUGGAGGCGCUCGGGGAGGCGGAACUGACGGAGUUCGCCAGGGCGCUCCGGCGGCUCAGGAACGACGUGCGGCGCCACGCCAACAAGCUGCAACCCUCUGCCGCGCCGGCCGGCACAGACCGGGCAGGGCAGCCUAAAGCUAGCCUGAUCAAUGCUUGA
Panicum virgatum (switchgrass) is the source of this 660-nucleotide messenger RNA. RefSeq names its product agamous-like MADS-box protein AGL62. Gene Ontology annotation, biological process: regulation of transcription by RNA polymerase II. The coding region runs from base 1 to 660 and encodes 219 amino acids. The transcript has a single exon. Gene Ontology annotation, molecular function: DNA-binding transcription factor activity, RNA polymerase II-specific; protein dimerization activity; RNA polymerase II cis-regulatory region sequence-specific DNA binding. NCBI's taxonomy places the organism in Eukaryota, Viridiplantae, Streptophyta, Magnoliopsida, Poales, Poaceae. The record is from RefSeq and is a predicted model, not a curated record.